GGAGCCUGGUGUCAAGAAACAUGGCAGGCAAGCGCCUUUCAUCCCUUGCAGGAACUGCUGGGACUCUGGGGUUUAAACCCAGCUCAACCAGAAAACAGGCUGCUUUUCCAGGUCCCACAAGCCCCUAUGGGUCCAGCAAUGUGCCACCGGGUUCUUCUGAACAGAAGAAGGGAAAGUUCCCGAUCUGGCCAGAGUGGAGCGAGGCGGACAUAAAUGCUGAAAAGUGGGAUGCAGGCAAAGGCGGGAAGGAGAAGGACAAGACCGCUAAGAGCCCCAUCUUUCACUUUUUCGAAGACCCUGAGGGAAAGAUUGAAUUACCACAGUCGUUGAAAGUAUUCUCCUGGAAACGUCCGCAAGAUUUUAUAUUUAGCAGAACUCCUGUAGUUGUGAAAAAUGAAAUCACAUUUGACUUAUUUUCACCAAAUGAACAUUUACUCUGCAGUGAGCUUAUGAGAUGGAUCAUCAGCGAAAUCUAUGCUGUGUGGAAGAUAUUCAAUGGUGGGAUUCUGAGCAAUUACCAUAAGGGAAAUUUGGGGGAGCUUCCUAUUCUGCCCUGGAAACCCUGGGAACACAUAUACUCUCUCUGCAAGGCCGUGAAGGGUCACGUGCCUUUGUUCAACAGCUACGGGAAGUAUGUCGUCAAGCUUUACUGGAUGGGUUGUUGGAGAAAGAUAACUGUGGAUGAUUUCCUGCCAUUUGAUGAGGAGAACAAUCUCUUGCUUCCAGCUACAUCCUAUGAAUUUGAACUCUGGCCAAUGCUACUGUCGAAAGCUAUCAUUAAGCUGGCAAAUGUUGACAUCCAUGCAGCACACAGGAGAGAGCUAGGAGAACUCACAGUAAUCCAUGCUCUGACCGGGUGGUUGCCUGAAGUCAUCCCUCUUCACCCAGCAUAUGUGGACAGAGUUUGGGAGCUCUUGAAGGAAAUACUGCCUGAGUUUAAGCUCACAGAAGAGCCCAGUUCUGAAAGCAAAAUCACAACGAUAGACAACAAACUGAAGGAAUCCACGAAAGAGAACAAGGAUGGCAAGAACGGCAAGGACCUCAAAGACGGCAAAGACAUGAAAGAUGGCAAGGAUGGAAAGGACGGGAAGGAUGGCAAGGACGGGAAGGAUGGCAAGGAUGGCAAGGAUGGGAAGGACAGCAAGGAUGGCAAGGACAGCAAGGACGGCAAGGACGGCAAGGAUGGCAAGGACAGCAAGGACUUCAAGUCGGAAAUCUCCCUUACAAACAUGAAGGUUCCUGAGAAGGGCGACAGAGCUGCAAAGGAGAAAGCAGAUGCAAGAGACCUUGCGAAGAAGAAUAAGAAGGAUGGAGAGAAGGAGAAGGAAAAAUUCAAAUUUUCACUCCAUGGUUCGAGACCCUCAUCAGAUGUUCAGUACUCUAUGCAGUCCUUGUCAGAGUGUUCCUCGGCAAUACAGUCCCCUCACAUGGUUGUAUAUGCCACCUUUACACCACUCUAUUUGUUUGAAAACAAAAUCUUUACAUUAGAGAAGAUGGCGAAUUCUGCGGAGAAGCUUAGGGAGUAUGGUCUUUCUCACAUCUGUAGCCAUCCUGUGCUGGUGACCAGAAGUAGGUCUUGCCCUCUUGUGCCACCCCCCAAACCUCCUCCCUUACCUGCCUGGAAACUCAUUCGCCAUAAAAAGGAAACAGUGAUAACCGAUGAAGCUCAAGAUGCUGUCCCGAAGAAGCCUGAGCAGUUCCUUGAGAUUUCAAGUCCAUUUUUGAAUUAUAGAAUGACUCCAUUUUCGAUUCCAACAGAAACACAUUUUGUCCAAUCUGUCAUUAAGAAAGGAACACCGCUGGGAUCCAGUCUUCCUCCCCUCGUGGAAAAUGAUUUAGUUGCAAGUACCAGCCAAGGGGAAAUGAGCAUAGUAAAUGGAAACCAGUCUCAGGGCAAUAUUGCAUUGCAAAUUGUACUUGGAAAAGAUGAACCUUCAGAGCCUGCAUUGGCGGACUUCCACCAACUUGAGGCUACUAGUUUGGACAGGGAUUUGAUCAGCCUGACUACAGCGACACUGGACAAGUCACAGGAAGAGUUAGCAAUAAACGAAGGGGUUGCCAAAGAAAUAUGGCUAGACUUCGAAGACUUUUGUGUGUGCUUUCACCAUAUAUAUAUUUUCCACAAGCCAACUUCUUAUUGUCUUAAUUUUCAAAAAUCAGAAUUCAAGUUUGUGGAAGAGCGUGUGCCUUACUAUCUAUUUGUGGACAGCCUGAAGCCUAUAGAACUACUGGUUUGCUUUUCCGCUUUGGUGCGCUGGGGGGAAUCUGGAGCCUUAACAAAAGAUAGCCCUCAGGUAGAGCCUGGACUCCUGACAGCUGAAGCCAUCACCUGGAAAUCCCUGAAGCCUCUUAGUGUUGUUCUGAGGAUUCACACCUAUGCAACGAAGGCCAGCAUGGUGCGCCUGCCUGCCGGGAGGCAUAUGCUGCUCUUCAAUGCGUAUUCCCCUGUGGGCCAUGCCGUACAUGUCUGCAGCAUGACAACAUUUGUCAUUGGGGAUGAAGAUAUUGUACUGCCCAACUUUGAGCCGGAGAGCUACCGAUUUACAGAACAGUCUAUAAUAAUUAUGAAAGCUAUUGGCAACGUGAUUGCUAAUUUCAAAGACAAAGGUAAAUUGCCUGCAGCUCUGAGGGAUCUGCAAGCAGCUCACUACCCUAUACCCCUCAACAACAAAGAACUCACUGCUCAACACUUCCGGGUUUUCCAUAUAUCAUUGUGGCGUUUAAUGAAAAAGUCUCAAGUAGCCAAGCCUCCUUCAAACUUCAAGUUUGCAUUUCGGGCUAUGGUUUUUGACACGGACUUAUUGGAUUCUUUCUCAGAGGAUGUUUCUUUAGCGGAAUGGGUCGACCUUAAAUAUUCUAUGCCAGUAAAUGAGAAGGAGUAUACUUCCGAGGAAAUAGCUGCUGCGGUGAAAAUUCAAUCCAUGUGGAAAGGGUGCUAUGUCAGACUGCUCAUGAAAGCUAGAAAGCCAGAAACAAAGGAAAAUGUCAUCGUUGCAGAUACACUUCAGAAAAUUUGGGCAGUAUUGGAGAUGAAUUUGGAGCAAUAUGCAUUGUCUCUCUUAAGACUAAUGUUUAAAAGCAAGUGUAAGUCUAUGGAAUCCUACCCAUGCUAUCAAGAUGAAGAAACCAAGUUGGCCUUUGCUGACCACACUGUGAACUAUGCAGACCAGCCACCAAAUUCUUGGUUUAUAGUAUUCAGAGAAAUAUUUUUGGUUCCUCAAGAUAUGAUCAUACUUCCGAAAGUGUACACUACGCUCCCGAUCUGUAUGUUGCAUGUCAUUAACAAUGACACAUUGGAGCAGGUGCCAAAGGUGUUCCAGAAAGUGGUGCCUCACCUUUACACCAAGAACAAGAAGGGAUACACAUUUGUGGCUGAAGCGUAUACUGGUGACACAUUCGUAUCAGGAGCACGAUGGAAACUGAGGCUCAUCGGCUCUUAUAACCCGCUCCCGUUUCUCUCCCGUGACUCACCAUGCAACACCUUCUCCAUAAAGGAAAUCAGAGACUACUACAUUCCUAACGACAGGAAGAUCCUGUUCAGGUACUCCAUUAAAGUGACGGUGGCACAGUCUAUUACAAUCCAGGUCCGCACAUCCAAACCCGACACCUUCAUCAAGCUGCAGGUGCUGGAAAGUGAGGAGGUUAUCACCAGCACCGUGGGCAAAGGGCAAGCUGUCAUCCCCGCCUUCUACUUCCUUGGAAAUGAAAAAGCCCUGAGCUCCCAGUCUAGCAAGCAAGUUCUCUUAUCUCACCCCUCACCUAAGAAAGACCCAGAAGUGCUGACCAAGAAAAAGUCUGGCCAACCAGGUCAGAAAUCCUUCAAAGGAAGACCUGGAGGUGGACUAACAGACACAGGAAUGCCCCUGCUGGAAGAAGAAAUUUUGAACAUACCCACUAUAGAAGAAAAUUCUAGCACGCCACAACAGGCCAAGCAGUCCCAGUUUUCCCGUGGAGGCCACGUUGAAGGAAACCAGAUGCCUAAGUGCUAUAAGUACAUCAUACAGUGCCUGGUGUUGUUUAACAGCUGGCCUCUAAACGAAACUCAGCUGACAUUUGUUCAAGCACUAAAAGACAUGGAGAAAAUGGAUAUCAAAGCUCAAGUAGAGAAACAUGAAGAACCAGCUCCCAUGGGAAGCCCAGAUUUCCAUGCAGUCAGUGAAGGGCAGAAAUCUGUAGGAAUGCCCAAAACAACCCGGAAAGGCAAGGAGAAGUCUGCCGAGAAAGAAAAGUUAGCUAAGGAAAAGCAAGCUCCUCGAUUUGAACCUCAGCAAGUACAAAUGCCUACUGCUGUUCACUCUCAGCAAGAAGAUCCAAACAAACCCUACUGGAUCUUGAGGCUGGUCUCUGAACACACCGACUCAGACUAUGUUGACGUAAAAAAGGACACAGAACGAGCAGAUGAAAUACGGGCCAUGAAGCAAGCUUGGGAGACGACUGAACCGGGGAGGGCCAUCAAGGCUGCUCAGGCCCGUUUGAAGUACCUGACCCAAUUCAUUAAGAAGCCAGCCACCACCGAUACCACCACCUCUGUCCCGAGCCCUGAGACUUUGUCUGUGAGUCAGAGCCAAACUAAAUCCUCAGAGGAAGGAGAACUAGGUACUGGGAAAGAUGCAGACAUCAAAGAACUGCCACCAGCCGCAGCAGGAAGUGUGCUGUGGAAGAAGUGGCAACUGACCAAGACCAUCACCUCUCUGACAAAAUUUGCAAGCAAUGAGAAUGUACCGAAGGAAGAGCCACCACGGAAGGAGAUCCCUGUGGUUCGACAACGAUCUCCGACAAUUUUGGAAACAUCUCCACAACAAAUUCGUAAAGCACUAGAGUUUUUGGAUUUCAGUCAUUAUGUACGGAAAACAACUGCGGAGGCCGUGCUGCAGACAGAGGAACUGAAUAAGCAGCAAGCAAUGCAGAAGGCAGAAGAAGUCCACCAGUUCCGGCAGUACCGCUCCCGUAUCCUCAGCAUCAGAGACAUUGAUCAAGAAGAACGUUUUAAGCAAAAGGAUGAGGUUCUGGAAAUGUACGGAGAGAUGCGGGACUCUGUAGAUGAAGCCCGGCAGAAGAUCCUUGAUAUCCGGGAAGAAUACCGAAACAAGUUGCUGGAGGCGGAGCGCUUGAGGAUGGAGGCCUUGGCAGCUCAGGAAGCUGCAGUGAAGAUAGAGGUAGAGAAGAAGUCUCCAGCUUCUGACUCACAGAAGAAGAAGAAAGGAGGAAAGAAAAAGUAAUGCCUCCAUGGUGCACUAUGCCACAUUAUCAAACAUUAGGUCAAUAGAAACAGGAGAAAAUGUUCCUCGCUCUUGGUUUCUAAAUUUUAAUGUUAACUGUUGGUCUCUGUUACAAAGGAUUUGAAGAC
Mus caroli (Ryukyu mouse) is the source of this 5347-nucleotide messenger RNA. RefSeq names its product androglobin (gene Adgb). Gene Ontology annotation, biological process: proteolysis. Lineage: Eukaryota; Metazoa; Chordata; Mammalia; Rodentia; Muridae. The record is from RefSeq and is a predicted model, not a curated record. Gene Ontology annotation, molecular function: oxygen binding; heme binding; calcium-dependent cysteine-type endopeptidase activity.